CCGUAACCGGGCCAGUAACGGAGAAAGUUUCCGACGAGACUGGCCUGUGCUAGAGCGUGCGGCCUCCGGCCCUCGACUCCCCUGGAGUCCCGCCUCCCCGCUCCGAGUCGCAGGCUCAGCCGCAAGGGCCCUCCCUUUACCGUGCUGGCCCCAGCGCCGACUCCGAGGGUUGAGAGAGUUGGUAGCAGCGGCCGAGUCAGAUCACUACAAACAAAUUCCACCAGAGAAAAUGCUGAAGUAGGAGUUACAGAAACAUUGGAUUUGCUGGAUGAAAUACAAGCAGUUAAUUUUUGUAACGUGGGGAGAAAGCCCAGAUUGACAGAUUAAUGUGUAAAUCACUGCGUUAUUGCUUUAGUCAUUGUCUCUAUUUAGCAAUGACAAGACUUGAAGAAGUAAACAGAGAAGUGAACAUGCAUUCUUCAGUGCGUUAUCUUGGCUAUUUAGCCAGAAUUAAUCUACUGGUUGCUAUAUGCUUAGGUCUUUAUGUAAGAUGGGAAAAAACAGCAAAUUCCUUAAUUUUGGUAAUUUUUAUUCUUGGUCUUUUUGUUCUUGGAAUUGCCAGCAUACUCUAUUAUUAUUUUUCAAUGGAAGCAGCAAGUUUAAGUCUAUCCAAUCUUUGGUUUGGAUUCUUGCUUGGCCUCCUGUGUUUUCUUGAUAAUUCAUCCUUUAAAAAUGAUGUGAAAGAAGAAUCAACCAAAUAUUUGCUUCUAACUUCCAUAGUAUUAAGGAUACUAUGCUCUUUGGUGGAGAGAAUUUCUGGUUAUGUCCGUCAUCGACCCACCUUACUAACCACAGUUGAAUUUCUGGAACUUGUUGGAUUUGCCAUUGCCAGCACAACUAUGUUGGUGGAAAAGUCUCUGAGUGUCAUUUUACUUGUUGUAGCUUUGGCCAUGCUGAUUAUUGACCUGAGAAUGAAGUCUUUUCUAGCUAUUCCAAACUUAGUUAUUUUUGCAGUCUUGCUGUUUUUCUCCGCAUUGGAAACUCCCCAAAAUCCAGUUGCUUUUGCAUGUUUUUUUAUUUGCCUGAUAACUGAUCCUUUCCUUGACAUUUAUUUUAGUGGACUUUCAGUGACUGAAAGGUGGAAACCCUAUUUGUACCGUGGAAGAAUUUGCAGAAGACUUUCUGUUGUUUUCACUGGGAUGAUUGAGCUUACAUUUUUCAUUCUUUCAGCAUUUAAACUUAGAGACACUCAUCUCUGGUAUUUUGUAAUACCAGGCUUUUCCAUUUUUGGAAUAUUCUGGAUGAUUUGCCAUAUUAUUUUUCUUUUAACUCUUUGGGGAUUCCAUUCCAAAUUAAAUGACUGCCAUAAAGUAUAUUUUACUCACAGGGUAGAUAACAAUAACCUAGAUCGAAUCAUGGCAUCCAAAGGGAUGCGCCACUUUUGCUUAAUUUCAGAGCAGUUAGUUUUUUUUAGUCUUCUUGCAACAGCAAUUUUGGGAGCAGUUUCCUGGCAGCCAACAAAUGGAAUCUUCUUGAGCAUGUUUCUGAUUGUUUUGCCAUUGGAAUCUAUGGCUCAUGGCCUCUUCCAUGAAUUGGGUAACUGUUUAGGAGGAACAUCUGUUGGAUAUGCUAUUGUGAUUCCCACCAACUUCUGCAGUCCUGAUGGUCAGCCAACACUUCUUCCACCAGAACACGUACAGGAGUUAAAUUUGAGGUCUACUGGCAUGCUCAAUGCUAUCCAAAGGUUUUUUGCAUAUCACAUGAUUGAGACCUAUGGAUGUGACUAUUCUACAAGUGGCCUGUCCUUUGAUACUCUACAUUCCAAACUGAAAGCUUUCCUUGAACUUCGGACUGUGGAUGGACCUAGACAUGAUACGUAUGUUUUGUAUUACAGUGGGCACACCCAUGGUACAGGAGAGUGGGCUCUUGCAGGUGGAGACAUACUACGCCUUGACACACUUUUAGAAUGGUGGCGAGAAAAGAAUGGUUCCUUCUGUUCCCGACUUAUUAUCAUAUUAGACAGUGAGAAUUCAACCCCCUGGGUGAAAGAAGUGAGAAAAGUCAAUGACCAGUAUAUUGCAGUGCAAGGAGCAGAGAUGACAAAAACAAUAGAUAUUGAAGAAGCUGACCCACCGCAGCUGGGUGACUUUACAAAAGACUGGGUAGAAUAUAACUGCAACUCCACUAAUAACAUCUGCUGGACUGAAAAGGGACGCACAGUGAAAGCAGUGUAUGGCGUGUCAAAACGGUGGAGUGACUACACUCUGCAUUUGCCAACGGGAAGCGAUGUGGCCAAGCACUGGAUGUUGUACUUUCCUCGUAUUACAUAUCCACUAGUGCAUUUGGCAAAUUGGUUGUGUGGUCUGAACCUUUUUUGGAUCUGCAAAACUUGUUUUAGGUGCUUGAAAAGAUUAAAAAUGAAUUGGUUUCUUCCUACCGUGCUGGACACAGGACAAGGCUUCAAACUUGUCAAAUCUUAAUUUGGAACCCAAAGUGGAAUAUUGUUGGGAGUUCAUUCUACCAGUUAUCACUAACUUGCCAUUUUUUGCAUAUUGUAUUUUUAUUUGUAAAAAAUAUCUUGUUACUUCUGUAGCUGCUCUCAUUUUGUCUUUUCUCCAGUAAUUAUGGUAUAUGUAAGGUGUUGGGAAUAAGCACUAUUUUAUACUAAAAAUAUGUAGGGAGUCACAAAUGUUGACUUUGUAAAUGCAUAAGAGAUGUUAAAAAUAAUAACAAUGCACUUUGAGGAAUGUUUGCAUAUGCCUCUGAUUAGAAAGAAGACACUCUGCUCUGCAGUGGCCAAUGAAGAAUCACUAAUGCCUUAUUUUCUAGGCAUAGAUUAAAGAAUGUAAACCAGACAAAUUGUUUACUAUUAUAAGAAAACUACCAAUUUGCUUACAGAAGAUUAAUUUUUGUGAACGGUAGGUUUGAGUUCAAGGCCAUUUGAAGAAUUACAAGCUCUCUCUCAGAAAAGGGAAAAGGAAGAAGUCUGCUUAAAAUGAAUGCAAAAUUUGCUUAUAGUCCAUCACGUUUAGUUACUUGGCUAUGACCUGUUAUCGGUAUCACAGAGAAGCCCAAAUCACUGUUUAGGUCAAGACAUUCUUCAUAUAGGUAACUGUAAGAAGCUAGAGCCUACAAAUUGCUCCUUCAUGCAGUGUUAGGGGCCUAUGAAAGCACUGGCAGUUUUAAGGGUCUUUCUCAGGGUAACAGUGUUUUCUUAAUGAACAAUGUUUCCAGCUGCAAAUUCCUUCCAAAUAAAUUGUCUUCCCUUUCAAAAAGUAAUCUUAAGAAAUUUAGCCAUUUGUCAUUGAUUUAGGCUAUUUUCAGUACUGAGAAAUGAUUUUGAUCUUUAUAGAGUUAAUGCUCUGUCAUGAAAACUAUUUUUCAGAUCCCCAUUAGUGGUAACACUUCUUUCUACUGAAGGUCAAAGGAUUGGAAACAGGUGAUUUUUCUUCAUGUAUACAUAUAAUGUAUUAUGUAAAAAAGUAUUCAUAUUGGCAAUUUUACUUAAGCAUAAUGGUGUGGUUGUAAUUUUUAAAACUUAAUUCAGUGUUUUCUCGGAUUAAAGCAGGCAUGGAUCAGGGUAUCUCCUAAGAGGUAAUUUACCUCCUGUUCCCUUCCAAUAAUCCUUACAUUCUAAGUUUUCAUCUCUGAGAAAUAACAAGAAGGGAAUAGAAUUAAAUUGGGGGAUAAUCUAAUCUUUGUUGUUUAAAUGGUGUGACGUCUCACCAUUAAAGCCGUUUUUUCCAGCCUCAGAGAGAGUAAAUAAUGCCUCUACCAUCUUCUACCUGGUGACUUGAAGUUUUAGUUAGGAAGAAGUCACUUAGCGUCAGGGAACUUGUAUACCACUAUCUAUGCAGCGUUGUUAUAUAGAGUCUGAUUAUUUCUGCGUUUUGAGUAUGAUUUUCCUAAUGUUCUGAAUAAAAUUUUGUCAAAAAAUUAAUUUUUCACAUAAUGUGCAAAUAACAGUUAUUGAAUGUUUUAGUGUAUUAAGAGAGAGAGUCAUAAAAAAUGUCCAAGUAUUAGAGCUCAUGGUUAGUAGCAGGUUGAUUUAAAAUUUUCCAAUAUUUGGUUACAUAUUUAUAUAAACAUCAUCCAAAUGAAAUAGUAUAUAGUGUUUCAUUACUAUUCAAAAAUAGUGUAGCAGACAAGCCAAGUGUUAAAAUUAUGAGCUUACAGCUAAAAAACAGUUUAAUUAACGUUAAGUAAAAUCAUCUUUUAAAUUCUGAGCCAGUAUUAAGCCAACUAGCUUUAACUAAAGUGUAUCUCUUUACUCUGAGAAAGCCAAACGUAAAAGUAUAUCCUGCAUUCUUUAUAAAGUGAUACUAAGAUUUUACUAAAAAUCACAUUCAAAAGGUAGCAGACAUUUUUACAGCCACAAAGCUAAUAUUUUGAUAAAUAUUUUCUAUAAAGUACAACCAAAAAAGGUCUGGGCUAAAAAUGUGACUUGAGCCUAUUUAUUAAGUUUGAUGAAUUCUCCUACCCAUACAAAUAAGACACUAUAAAUGACUCUUAGGAGAUGGCAUCCUAAAUUAAAGAUGCCUAUUUAAAAACAUUCAAGUAUGAAAAAUGAUAGUAUGGAGAAGGAAUAUUACAGGAAGGCUAAAUUGAUUGGUUAUUUUUACCUAAAGAUUAAAAAACAGACCUGACAAUGAGACUAAUUUUCUUAUGGCUUCCAUUUUAUAUAUCAUGUUUAGGAAGGAGUUACUUGAAGUGAUAGAAUUUAUGUUAGGGCAAAAUUUCACCAUUCCACUAAAAAGAGAUAACAUGGAGAUGUUUUUCAACAUAAUGUUGACUUAAUUUGUUUCCUUUUAUGAUACCUUGCUAAAACCAUAAAAGACUCCCCUCUAAAAACAUCUUUUUCAAAUGUAUACACUGUUAUGUGAUAAAUUAAGGAGUCAAGUUCUUUUUCUCAUAAUUUUUUAGUUAUGCUAUUAUUUCAUUCAAAAGUUUAAUUUGCUCUGACUAAACUCUUGGGAUAUUUGGAUUUAUCUUUGCAUAGCUUUCUAUCUCACUCUUCUUAAUAAAUAUGAAAUUCUAUAGACAAGACCUUUUUCAGAAAACCAUUUUUAUGAACACUUUUCAUAAAUUACAUACUUUUUAAAAGUUACAUUGCUAAUUCAAAUGCAUUUAUAUUUAAUGCAUUAGUGGGUAGAAUUUUUUUGGAGUAAAAUCUUCACUAAAGUCUAUUUGUAACUGUACAUUUUGUUUGUAAAUUUUGGCUUGAAUAUAUUUGCUGUUUUGGAUACUGCAUUUUUUAUAGGUAUCCUUUCACAUUUAGAGCAUAGCCUCUUUCAAAAUAAUGUUCUACAUUACCUUUCCACAGGUGAUGUGAUAGUUAAUAUUAUGUAUGCCAAAAGAAAAUGGCUUAAUUUUAAGCAUGUGAUUAAGUAUAUUUGAUAGUAAGUGCUCAAAGGAGUUAGAUCUGUCAGUACUUUUGAACAUCUCCUCUGUUGGGAAGUAACUAGACUGUCAUCUCUUUUCAGGCAGAGGCUUGCACAUCUUGGUAUUUCUGGUACACAAUUACCCAGAAGAGUGCCUUGCCUGUAAUUCUUAUUAUUUAAAAAAUAUUUUUGACUGAGUGAAUGAAUUUAGACUCCUAAUGAGAAAUUGGAAUAACUUGAUUGUAAAUUAUUACAUUUUCUUGACAGUUUUACCUUAAGUGGAUAUUAUUUCAAGAUCCUCAUUAAAUUAAUAAUUACCAAAGACAGUUACAGAAUCAGUGAAAGGAAAACUAAUAUCACAUUUGUAGUUAAAGAGCCAUAGGAUCAAGAUUAGGGAAGGAAAAACUUUGUUUGAAUGAAAACAUAGCUGAUAUCAAUCACCAAAAAGUGGCUUUUUGUGGGUUGAGUCCCUUUUCCUCAUGUCUCCAAUAUGAUUAAGGUUGAAUCUUUCAUUGAUUUCCCAUUAGAAACAUAUAGACAGGUUGGAGAUUUAUCACAAAUGGAAAUUAUUAAAAGAAAGUCUGACAGAUGAACAAAGAAAGAAUUCGGCUGUGCCUGUCACUGACAACUAGACUGUAAAAUCAGAAAAAAUGGGCCUGUGAACAUAAGCAGGUUCAGGACAAGUUAGGGAAACUAAAAUUAUAUCAGCUUUGGAGUAUCCUCACUAGUUGCAACACAUAGGUGUACAGUAUGAUACAAUGAAAUUUAAGCAACAAUUGUUCUGAGCAACUAUUUUGAUAAAGUAAUUCACAUUUAUGUUUUUUAGGAAAUAUUACUUAGACCAAAGAUGAUUCAAAAUUGAAAUCUGUAGGCUAAUCACUAAGGUUUCUUCAAUAUUAAUAUGUAAAAACCCUUUUGAUUGAUUUAAAAGUCAAAUUGGCCAAUCAUCUUGUGUGAUGACCUCAGUAUUUUUUUUUUAAGUAUCAACUUAAAAUAAGUAGAGUAAGUAGACAAGUUUAGUAAAAUUCUGUUGUUACUGUUUGGUUUGGACCUAAAAAUCUUGAUCUAUCUUAAAUCAGUGUGGCAGGGUCAGUGAGAAAUAUGGCAUAUCUCCCUAGAUCAGCAAUAUUUACUCCAUGUGAAGUAAAAAUAUUUUUAUAUUAAAACAUACCAAUGUACUGAGCAAUAUUUGCAUUAAUUUUUAGUGUAAAUCACAAGACUUCAAAGCAAUUUUAAUAUUGCACUAGGUCCUUUGUUCUCCUUACUGCAGAACACUGAAGAUUCUUUGGACACAAUUUUGGACGUUAAUGAUACUCUAUAUUAAAAAGAAAAAAAAAUCCUUUGUCUUAUGUCCUGGAAACACAAAUAGCACGAUGAAUUUUCGCUAAAAAAAUAAUUUUGUUUGAAUAUAUAUGGAACUUCAGGUGGGUACUGUUUUAAUGCAGUUUUAUAAUAGAUAUUUCUAGGUUCUUUGGAGUCCUUAUACAUAUUGAUUUCUUGUUCUACACAACUAGGUAUUGGUAAGGAAAGUGGGGUGAGGAUUUUGAUUUGUAAUCUACAUCUCCAUGCAUUCAUACUCAUUCUGACCUAUUUCUCUGCUAUCUAAUUAGAAGAGAUACUACUCUUUCCAAAACCUAACCUUUGGAUUCCUUUCCUCCUUUCUACAUAAAACUAAUUCAUCAAUAACAAUAAAAGUGACAAUGGCUAUCAUCUGUUGAAUGUUUUUUUAUGUUCUAGGCACUGUGCUAACCACUUCUGUAUACAUGAUUUCAUUAAACCCUCACAACCA
This is a messenger RNA of Aethalodelphis obliquidens (Pacific white-sided dolphin), 7110 nucleotides long. RefSeq names its product transmembrane protein 168 (gene TMEM168). The coding region runs from base 327 to 2420 and encodes 697 amino acids. The record is from RefSeq and is a predicted model, not a curated record. NCBI's taxonomy places the organism in Eukaryota, Metazoa, Chordata, Mammalia, Artiodactyla, Delphinidae. The transcript is spliced from 5 exons.